CUCUCUUUUUCUUCUUAUUAAACCCUUCCCUCAAAACUCAUUUCCAUCAACAACAAAAAAAACUUGAGAAAAAACUUGCACAAAACACAAAAUGAGUUUUGGAGUUUCCUAUGUUCUUCACCUUGUUUUACUGUUUUUUAUGAUGUUUAUUGCUGCAUGGUCUCAAGAUGACGUUGUUAUGCAAAAGCUGAAAAGUUCUAUAACAUCAUCAAGCAAUGAUCUUGAUUGGUCAGACAAAGAUUGUUGCAAAUGGAAGGGAGUUUCAUGCAGCGGAACGACGGUCACUGAAAUUAAUUUAGGACAACUCAAUAUUCAAGGUUCUUUACCAAAAGAAUUAAUGCAACUCACUGCUUUAACUCGUUUCGAUUGCAGUGAAAAUGAGUUUUCUGGAGGUUUUCCAUACAUGCCAAAUUCACUUCAGAACUUGUAUAUCAGAAACAACAGUUUCACUUCCAUGCCUAGUGAUUUCUUCACCAACAUGAGUAAUUUGAUAGAGGUGGUAAUUGAUUCUAACCCUUUUUCUCAGUGGCAAAUUCCUUCUAGUCUUAAGAAUUGUUUAGCCCUUAAGCUUUUUUCUGCUAAUAGUGCUGGUUUAGUUGGUGUAAUCCCUGAAUUCUUUGGAAAUGACACUUUUCCAAGUUUGACAGAUUUGAAGGUGUCUUUUAAUUCUCUUGGAGGUAAUUUGCCUAAUAGUUUAUCUGGUAGUUCUAUAGAGAACCUUUGGGUGAAUAAUCAAAAUGGUAAUAAACUCAAUGGUACACUUUCUGUUUUGCAAAAUAUGACGUCGUUGAAAGUAAUUUGGGUUCAAAGUAAUGCUUUUACUGGUCCAAUACCAGAUUUUUCAAAUCAUGAUCAAUUGUCUGAAGUUAGUUUCAGAGAUAAUCAGUUAACCGGUGUUGUUCCGCAGUCUUUAAUUUCGCUUCAAAGUUUGAAAGCUGUGGCUUUGACGAACAAUCGUCUUCAAGGGUCACCUCCUAAGUUUAAAGAUGAUGUUAAGGUUGAUAAUGAUAUGGAUAAAGGGAUUAAUAGCUUUUGUACUAAGGUUGUUGGUCAACCAUGUAGUCCACUUGUUAAUGCUUUGCUUUCUGUUGUUGAACCUUUUGGUUAUCCUCUUAAACUUGCUCAAAGUUGGCAAGGUAAUGACCCUUGUCAAGGUGGUUGGUUAGGGAUUGUUUGUUCUAGUGGGAACAUUUCAGUUAUCGCCUUCGAGAAAAUGGGUUUUUCCGGUAGUAUAUCAUCUAGUUUUGCAAGUCUUAGUUCUGUGACGAAGUUGCUUCUUGAUAACAAUCAUCUCACCGGCACUAUACCUAAGGAGCUUGCUAGUAUGCCGGCUUUGAAAGAGCUAGAUGUUUCGAAUAAUGCAUUGUAUGGUCAGAUACCAUCGUUUCGCGGAGAUGUGGUUGUUAAAACCGGUGGAAAUCCUGAUAUUGGAAAGGACAAACCUCCUGGCUCGCCCGGCUCUAGUUCUGGAGGUGAAUAUAAGAAGAAAAUUAGUGUUGGAGCAAUUGUUGGGAUUGUGAUGGGGAUUGUUUGUUUACUUGGUGUAGUAGGGGUUUUGGUAUUUGUUAUGCGCGGUAGAAGACAUAAUAAGUGUGCUGGUAAAGUUCAAACUCCAAAUGCAAUAGUGGUACAUCCUCGUCAUUCAGGUGAUGGAAAUGGCGUGAAAAUAAGUGUUGCAGCAGCCGGAAGUUCCAGUGUCGGCGUUGCACGAGGAACUGGUGGAUUUAGUCCAUCGAGUAGUGUUCGAAAUGUGGAAGCUGGUAAUAUGGUGAUUUCAAUUCAAGUUCUAAGAGAAGUUACAAACAAUUUUAGUGAAAAAAACAUAUUGGGGAAAGGUGGUUUCGCUACUGUAUACAAAGGAGAAUUGGACGAUGGAACAAAGAUUGCAGUGAAAAGGAUGAAAUCUGAAAUGGUUGGUGACGAAGGGUUAAAUGAGAUCAAGUCUGAAAUCGCGGUUCUCACUAGGGUUCGACACAGGCAUUUGGUUGCACUCCAUGGCUAUUGCUUGGACGACAACGAGAAACUUCUUGUCUUUGAAUACAUGCCUCAGGGAACUCUUAGUCAACAUAUCUUUGACUGGAAAGACGAUGGGUCGAAACCGCUCGGAUGGAAAUGUAGGCUUUCCAUUGCCUUGGAUGUUGCUAGAGGUGUUGAAUAUCUUCAUGGUCUGGCUCAGCAAAUUUUCAUCCACAGGGAUCUGAAGCCAUCAAAUAUCUUGCUUGGAGAUGAUAUGCGCGCUAAAGUAGCCGACUUUGGAUUAGUUCGGCUUGCUCCAGAAGGACAAACUUCAUUUGCGACUAGACUUGCAGGAACUUUUGGUUAUUUGGCACCAGAGUAUGCAGUCACCGGUCGAGUCACCACAAAGGUAGACGUAUACAGCUAUGGCGUGAUUCUUAUGGAGAUGAUAACCGGAAGAAAAGUAAUUGAGAACAGCCAAUCGGACGAGAACAUACACCUCGUUACAUGGUUCCGAAGGAUGCUACUAAACAAAGACUCAUUCGAAAAGGUCAUUGAUCCAGCAAUGGACAUAGACGAGGAAGGCCUGGAGAGUUUCAGGACUAUGGCAGGAUUGGCAAGCCAAUGUUGUGCAAGGGAGCCUCAUCAGCGUCCUGACAUGGGACAUGUAGUGAAUGUGCUAGCACCUCUUGUCGAGAUUUGGAAGCCGGCUGAACCUGAAGCUGAUGACAUGUAUGGGAUUGACUUGGAUAUAAGUUUUCCUCAAGGACUUAGUAAGUGGCCGAAUCUUGAAGGAACGAGCAACACACUUGAUGUUUCGAAAUCUUCUUCGAUGGCUGCUGGUUGUGAGUAUACACAGUCAAGUAUCCCUCCUCGGUCUCCUGGAUUUGCCAAUUCUUUUACAUCUGCUGAUGCGCGAUGAAAUUUGAUGUACAUUAUUUAAUUAUUUCCGCUUUUGCCAACCGUUUGGAGUUUCCUUUCAAGUUUGUUU
Messenger RNA from Medicago truncatula (barrel medic), 2947 nucleotides. Its product is annotated as receptor protein kinase TMK1. The record is from RefSeq and is a predicted model, not a curated record. Bases 92 to 2878 code for a protein of 928 amino acids. Lineage: Eukaryota; Viridiplantae; Streptophyta; Magnoliopsida; Fabales; Fabaceae. The transcript is spliced from 2 exons. Gene Ontology annotation, molecular function: ATP binding; protein binding; protein kinase activity. Gene Ontology annotation, biological process: protein phosphorylation.